Messenger RNA from Pogoniulus pusillus (Red-fronted tinkerbird), 1804 nucleotides. It is a transcript of the gene CENPK, whose product is annotated as centromere protein K. The coding region runs from base 131 to 940 and encodes 269 amino acids. Gene Ontology annotation, cellular component: nucleus. The transcript is spliced from 10 exons. NCBI's taxonomy places the organism in Eukaryota, Metazoa, Chordata, Aves, Piciformes, Lybiidae. Gene Ontology annotation, biological process: mitotic sister chromatid segregation; kinetochore assembly. The record is from RefSeq and is a predicted model, not a curated record.
CCGGGACUCUUCCCGCCGUCCCGCCCGCGCUCGGCGUUUCAAAAGCGACGGCUCGGGCGCAGCCAGUGACUGCGGAGCGCGCGGAGCCGAGCGCCUGGCGCUGCGCGGAGGGAAGCGGAGCUGUGCCGCAAUGGCUGAGUGUUUGCCGGAGAGCAGCGGUGGUGUAGUUCAUCCUGUAGACACCAUAGAAGAACUCUUGAAGGAAUGUGAUACUAUUUGGAAGCAGAUGGGAGAGUACCAGAGCAAGAUAUUACUUCAAGAAACGGAAACAGUGCUAAACUUGACUCCCAAGCUUUCCUUGUUAAUGAUGCAAGCAAAUGCUUUAACAGCAGAAUGCAAACAGUGGCAAAAUAGAAGACCUGAAUUAAUUUCUGCUGAUCCAAAUGCACUGUUAGCAUUAGGAAAAGAAGAGUUGCAGAAAGUAAAGGAUGAGCUUGAAAUGCUGCUGCAAACAGUUCAGUCAAAGAAUAAGCAGCUGGAAGAAGAUCUGAAAAGAGAACUGCAGUGGGAAAAUGAACAGAAAGAGAUACUAAAUGUUCUUAUUGGAAUUAAAGAAGAGACAGAAAAGGAAUUUGAAAAAGUUUCCACGAGAAGUUUAAAACCUGAAGAAUCUAAACUGCAAAAUGAAAUCUGGAAGCUACAGAUACAUAAGGAAAAACUCUUGAAUGCUUUUAGUGAAUUCCUAGAAAAACAUUUUCCCCUUCCAGAGAAAGACAGAAGAAAUGAGCAAUUUUCUAAAGAUCCAGAGGUAGAACUGUUAACACUGCAGGACAUUUUAGAGCGUCUUAUAAACAAAUUAUUGUACACACCAUAUGAACCCUAUGUCACAAUCGAUGACUCAUUUUGGCCACCUUACGUAGAGCUGCUACUGCGGUAUGGAAUUGCUCGGAGACAUACAGGAGAUGCAAACAGAAUGCGUCUGGAAGCCUUUCACCUGUAGUGUGACAACAAAAAUUUCUACUUUUCACUACUUGCAGUUAAAGUUGUCUUUCAGUUUUGUAGCAAGGUAUACCAAGAUUUUUGCUAUGUAGGCUUUUAGCUGCUUUCAAUAAGAUGCACAUUCAGAUAAAGGUAUUGGGGUUUUUUGUUAAGACCAUAUUGCAUCCAGGGAUCUUCUUUAAUGUUGACUUAUUACAUUGUUUUAACUCUUUUCAAUUCUCUUUUAGUGUAUUUUAAUUUGCAGACAUUUCAGAUACUAACAGUGAGGUAUCAUCUCAAGAAUGUAGUGGGCUUGGGGUUGGGUUUUAUUCCAGAGCUUUUGCAGACAAAUUUAUUGGCUUUUAAGAUAAACAUUUUCAAAAGCUGACAUUUUUCUAUGCAAAGGACUGCAGAUGUUGAGUGUACAGCUUUACAAAUGCAUGCUUCCUAAAUAGCCUAAAUUUGUGUUGUGUUACAUUACUCAACAGUGUUUGUCUUCACAGGGUUUUGGAUGUAGUUUAUCAAGGCUUGUAACUUAUUUCUGUUCAGUUAAUUUUUGUAGCUUUUAAGUUAUGUCAAUUGAUUGCUGUCUUCUGAAUAAAUCCUGCCAUGCUGUGUCACUCUAAUCUAUUUUCCACGGCCAUAGUGUGGUCCACAAAUCAACAAAAUUCUACUCUCCCAUAUCUAUAAAUACAGCUUUGGAAGUUUGGGGGAUUUAUUCACGGCAUCUGUCCUCCAAAAGUAAGGACCAAGUGUAUACAGCCCUGCUUCCUGAGACUGAACAUCAUCUGCUGAUGGGAAGUAGAGACUAAUAUGUCUCUCUGCUUUUGCUUUCUGUGUGGUCUGUUGUUCUGCUUAUUGUCAUUAUUAAAUUGCUUCUAUAUUA